Messenger RNA from Brassica oleracea var. oleracea, 3582 nucleotides. Its product is annotated as serine/threonine-protein kinase BRI1-like 2. Gene Ontology annotation, biological process: protein phosphorylation. Gene Ontology annotation, molecular function: protein binding; protein kinase activity; ATP binding. Lineage: Eukaryota; Viridiplantae; Streptophyta; Magnoliopsida; Brassicales; Brassicaceae. The record is from RefSeq and is a predicted model, not a curated record. The coding region runs from base 50 to 3460 and encodes 1136 amino acids. The transcript has a single exon.
AUAUCUAUAACAUUCUUCACUUACUUCUCCUUCUCCAUUCAAACUCCAAAUGACGAAUCCACCAAACAGGGUUUGGAUCCAAAUCCAAAUCUCCUUCAUCUUACUCCUUACACAUGUCUCUCUAUCUUCUUCCUCCGACCAAUCUUCUAUCAAAACCGAUGCAGUGUCUCUCCUCUCCUUCAAAGCAAUGAUACAAGACGAUCCAAACAACAUUCUCUCAACUUGGACCCCUAGAAAGUCCCCUUGUCAAUUCUCUGGCGUCACUUGUCUCGCCGGAAGAGUCUCCGAGAUUAACCUCUCCGGUAGUGGUCUCUCCGGGACCGUUUCUUUCAACGCUUUCACCUCUCUUGAUGCUCUCUCUGUUCUUAAACUCUCUGAGAACUUCUUCGUUCUAAACUCAACCUCUCUUCUUCUCCUUCCCUUGAGCUUAACCAACCUCGAACUCUCCUCCUCCGGUUUAAUCGGAAUCCUCCCUGAAAACUUCUUCUCCAAAUACCCAAACCUUAUCUCCAUCACUCUCUCUUACAACAACUUCACCGGGAAGUUACCAGAAGAUCUUUUCUUAGGAAGCAAGAAACUCCAAACCCUUGAUCUUUCUUACAACAACAUAACCGGUUCAAUCUCCGGUUUAACAAUCCCUCUCUCCUCUUGCGCCUCCUUGUCGUCUCUCGACUUAUCCGGUAACAGUAUCUCCGGCUACGUCCCUGUCUCGCUUACCAACUGCACCAACCUCAAAAGCUUGAACCUUUCUCACAACAACUUCGACGGGCAGAUUCCAAAGUCCCUCGGCGAGCUAAAAAGCUUACAAAGUUUGGAUCUUUCCCAUAACCGACUCACCGGUUGGAUCCCGCCGGAGAUCGGAGACGCUUGCGGGUCGUUACAAAACCUCAGGAUUUCUUACAACAACGUCACCGGUGUGAUCCCUGAUUCCUUGUCUGCAUGUUCUUGGCUACAGACUCUUGACCUCUCCAGCAACAACAUCUCCGGUCCAUUCCCGGACAAGAUCCUCCGGAGCUUCGGAUCUCUUCAAAUCUUGCUUCUCAGCAACAACUUCAUAUCCGGCGAGUUUCCGGCAACACUCUCUUCUUGUAAGAGCCUCAGAAUCGUUGACUUCAGUUCGAACCGAUUCUCCGGCGUGAUUCCGCCGGACUUAUGUCCCGGAGCAGGUUCGUUAGAGGAGCUAAGAAUCCCGGAUAACCUCGUCACCGGAGAGAUUCCUCCGGCGAUAUCUCAGUGCUCGGAGCUUCGGACGAUUGAUCUCAGUCUCAACUAUCUCAACGGAACAAUCCCGCCGGAGAUCGGAGACCUCCAGAAGCUCGAGCAGUUCAUCGCAUGGUACAACAACCUCGCCGGAAAAAUCCCGCCGGAGAUCGGAAAAUUACAGAACCUCAAAGAUCUCAUCCUCAACAACAAUCAACUCACCGGAGAGAUCCCACCGGAGUUUUUCAACUGCAGCAACGUCGAAUGGGUCUCUUUUACAAGCAACCGGUUAACCGGAGAAGUCCCUAGAGACUUCGGGGUCCUUUCCCGGUUAGCUGUUCUUCAGCUCGGAAACAACAACUUCACCGGAAAAAUCCCUUCAGAGCUAGGGAAGUGCACAACACUUGUCUGGCUUGAUCUCAACACAAACCACUUAACCGGAGAGAUCCCUCCCCGGUUAGGUCGUCAACCCGGUUCAAAAGCUCUUUCCGGUUUACUCUCAGGCAACACAAUGGCCUUUGUUAGAAACGUUGGGAACUCAUGUAAAGGUGUUGGAGGUUUGGUAGAGUUCUCAGGGAUUAGACCAGAGAGGCUUCUUCAGAUUCCGUCUCUUAAGAGCUGUGACUUCACGAGAAUGUAUUCAGGUCCGAUCUUGAGUCUCUUCACAAGAUACCAAACCAUUGAGUAUCUUGAUCUCUCUUAUAACCAGCUCCGAGGGAAGAUCCCUGAUGAGAUCGGAGAGAUGAUCGCUCUUCAAGUCCUUGAGCUUUCUCAUAACCAACUCUCCGGCGAGAUUCCUUUCACGAUUGGUCAGCUCAAGAACCUCGGCGUGUUCGAUGCCUCGGAUAAUCGCUUGCAGGGUCAAAUCCCUGAAUCUUUCUCGAAUUUGUCUUUCUUGGUGCAGAUUGACUUGUCUAACAACGAGUUAACCGGUCCGAUCCCACAGAGAGGGCAGCUUAGCACGCUUCCGGCGAGCCAGUACGCGGAUAAUCCGGGACUAUGCGGUGUUCCUUUACCGGAAUGUAAAAACGGGAACAAUCAGCUCCCCGCGGGACCGGAGGAAGAGAAACGUGCGAAGCACGGAACAACGGCGGCUUCUUGGGCGAACAGCAUUGUUCUUGGAGUGUUGAUUUCCGCUGCGUCGGUUUGUAUUCUGAUAGUUUGGGCUAUCGCGGUUCGUGCGAGGAAGCGAGACGCGGAAGAUGCGAAGAUGCUUCACAGUUUGCAAGCCGUAAACUCGGCCACAACUUGGAAGAUUGAGAAGGAGAAAGAGCCGUUGAGUAUUAACGUCGCUACGUUUCAAAGACAGCUGAGGAAGCUUAAGUUUUCGCAGCUUAUCGAGGCGACUAACGGCUUCUCGGCCGCGAGCAUGAUCGGACACGGCGGGUUUGGUGAGGUUUUCAAGGCCACGCUUAAAGAUGGAACUUCCGUGGCAAUCAAGAAACUGAUUAGGUUAAGUUGUCAAGGAGAUAGAGAGUUUAUGGCGGAGAUGGAAACCCUGGGGAAGAUCAAACACCGAAACCUCGUACCGCUCUUGGGAUACUGUAAGAUCGGUGAAGAGAGACUGCUCGUGUACGAGUUUAUGCAAUACGGUAGCCUCGAGGAGGUGCUUCACGGGCCAAGAACGGGCGAAAAGAGAAGGAUCUUGAGUUGGGAAGAGCGUAAAAAGAUUGCGAAAGGAGCAGCCAAGGGACUAUGCUUUUUGCAUCAUAAUUGUAUACCUCAUAUAAUCCACCGUGAUAUGAAAUCAAGCAACGUGCUUCUCGACCACGAGAUGGAAGCUAGGGUUUCAGAUUUUGGAAUGGCGAGGCUGAUCAGCGCCUUAGACACGCAUUUGAGUGUGAGUACCUUGGCAGGCACGCCAGGUUACGUGCCACCGGAGUAUUACCAGAGUUUUAGAUGCACUUCUAAAGGUGAUGUGUACUCAAUAGGAGUAGUGAUGCUUGAGAUAUUGAGCGGGAAAAGACCGACCGAUAAAGAUGAGUUUGGUGAUACGAAUUUGGUCGGUUGGUCGAAGAUGAAGGCGAGAGAAGGGAAGCAUAUGGAUGUGAUUGAUGAAGACCUUCUGAGUGCUAAAGAAGGUUCGGAGACUCGAGAAGGUUAUGGAGGAGUGAUUGUGAAAGAAAUGUUGAGGUAUUUGGAGAUAGCUUUACGGUGCGUUGAUGAUUUUCCGUCAAAGCGGCCUAAUAUGUUACAAGUGGUUGCUCUGUUGAGGGAGCUUCGUGGGAGUGAAGAUAACAGUCACAGUAACAGCUCGUAAAGACAUGAACAUGAUGAUCAGUUUUUUUUCUUCUUCUUGGUCUUUCAUAAAUUUGUUCUGUUUUAUUUUAUUUUGUGAGAAUGUAUGUGUGGAUCAAUGAUUAACAAAAAAAUUAUAUAUUA